Molecule: messenger RNA, 1071 nt
Organism: Tetrahymena thermophila SB210
Lineage: Eukaryota; Ciliophora; Oligohymenophorea; Hymenostomatida; Tetrahymenidae
Product: kinase domain protein, putative
Exons: 13
Biological process (GO): activation of GTPase activity; nucleocytoplasmic transport
Cellular component (GO): perinuclear region of cytoplasm; cytosol; nucleus
Molecular function (GO): small GTPase binding; GTPase activator activity
Source: RefSeq, a predicted model, not a curated record
AUGAUUGAAGCAAAUUCUUUUGAAAAACUUAAAGAUUUGAAUAAGGAAUAAACUACCAAGUUGUUUUUAGAUCUUGCAUUAAAGGAAUCUAAAGAUAUAAAUAGUAAUGAGUACACAUAAGAAUUAAUUAAAUUUACCAAUUUGUAGAGCUUAAAGUUAAAUUUGAGUUGCUGUGAACUCAAUUUUGAACAACUUAAAGACUUUACAAAUGCGUUAAGCUAAUUGAAUAAACUUUAAUAUUUGAAGAUUAAGUUUAUUGAAAAUGUAUUGGUUGAAAGCAACUUCUAAGAUUUGGCUGAUUCUAUUUCAAAAAUGACUGAUCUUGACACAUUAAAUUUGAAUUUAGAUGAGGUAAAUGUUGGAAAUAAUUCUUUUGCUAUCCUUGGACAAGGUAUUGGCAAUUGUAUUAACUUGAAAAAUCUAAAAAUUGUAUUGAGAAAAAGUUAAAUUGAAAGUGAUGGAAUCUAAAAGUUUGCAGAAGCUAUUGAAAAAUGCAAGUAACUACAAAGAAUUGAUCUUGAUUUAUUCGAAAAUAAAACAAAAAAUGAAGGAGUCAAUCAACUCUUUUAGUCUAUGUCAAAGCUAUCAAAUUUGAAUAUUCUCAAACUAGAUUUAGUCAAAAAUGAAUUAAACAGUGCUGCUGGGUAGUUAAUAGCAUCACAUCUUCCCAAAUUUACAGUAUUAAAGGAGCUUCAUCUACAACUUAGAGAAAAUACCUUUUCAUGUUAAGGAACAUCAGAUUUAUUUGAUGGAAUUAAGGAUUUGAAAAAUUUACAAGUACUCACUAUUGGUUUAACAAACAACGAUAUCGCUAAAUAAGGAGCUAUUGCUAUAGCUAAUUGUAUUUCUUCAUUAAAUUAGCUCUACAACUUUACACUCUAUUUUAAUCAAAACAAGUUGUUGGAAGAGGAUAUGAAAGUAAUUAGAUCAGGUUUGUCUAAAGUAUUAAAUUUGACAAAUCUAACAUUCUAUUUUAAUGGUAAUAAUAUCAACUAAUAAUUUGCAGACAAAUAUAUAUUAUCAAUUAGCAAAAUCAGAAGACUUGUUUAUUAAGAUUUGCAUUUCUAAUGA